AUGUCGCCUUUUAACCUGGAAAAAUAUGCCCGCCCGAAUAUUUUGGCCCUGGAGCCUUAUCGGUGCGCAAGAGAUGACUACAAAGACGACGGAACUAAUGUUCUCCUGGAUGCCAACGAGAACGCCUACGGCCCGUCACUGGAGUCCAGCUUCGAGGCGGGGGAUCUUGGCAUCGACUUCUUGGGACUGAACCGCUACCCUGAUCCUCACCAGCCAGAACUGAAGCAGCUGCUUUGCAACCUCCGCAACACUCACACUCACACGACGAAGGAUCUGGGCCCCGAAAACGUCUUCGUCGGCGUCGGCAGCGACGAGGCCAUUGACGCUCUGCUGAGAUGCUUCUGCGCUCCAGGCAAGGACCGCAUUCUCACCUGCCCACCUACUUACGGCAUGUACUCCGUUUCGGCUCAGAUCAACGACGUUAGUAUCGUCAAAGUACCUUUGAAACCUGCGCCUGAGUUCGCGAUGGAUACGGAUGCUAUCCUCGACACUCUAAGCAAGGAGGAGAACAUUAAGCUGGUCUACCUCUGCACGCCGGGUAACCCGACCGGCUCAGUGCUGUCCAAGGAGGACAUCACGAGAGUACUUGAGCACCCGACAUGGAACGGCGUUGUCGUCCUGGACGAGGCCUACAUUGACUUUGCCCCCGAAGGCAGCUCACUCGCCGAGUGGGUGCUCGAGUGGCCCAACCUCGUCGUCAUGCAGACCCUUUCCAAGGCCUUUGGCAUGGCGGGCAUCCGCCUCGGCGCGGCCUUUACCUCGCCCCCUAUCGCACGCUUACUGAACGCCAUGAAGGCGCCGUACAACAUCUCAAGCCCUACGAGCGCUCUGGCGUGCUACGCCGUGUCCGAGAAGGGCCUUGCUGUCAUGCGGGACAACCGUACCAAGAUCCUGGCUCAGCGGGACCGCAUUAUCGCAGAGCUGCCCAAGAUCCCUGGCGUCGGCAGGUUGAGAGGUGGUACCGAGAGCAAUUUCCUGCUUUACGAGAUGCUGAACGCAGAAGGCAAGCCUGACAACGUCACGGCGCUGGCGGUAUAUGAGCGUCUUGCCGAGAACAAGGGCGUUGUCGUCCGUUUUCGUGGUAAGGAGCACGGCUGCUUGGGAUGCUUGCGGAUCACCAUCGGUACCGAGGACGAGGUCACAAGAUUCCUUUCUUCUAUCGAAAAGACUCUGGCUGAGGUCCGCGGCGUGGGGCGUCAACUGGACGAAGAGGCGAAGGAGGCGGCGGCGAGUGGUGUGAUUGCUUAA
Molecule: messenger RNA, 1248 nt
Organism: Colletotrichum truncatum
Lineage: Eukaryota; Fungi; Ascomycota; Sordariomycetes; Glomerellales; Glomerellaceae
Product: histidinol-phosphate aminotransferase
Biological process (GO): L-histidine biosynthetic process
Molecular function (GO): L-histidinol-phosphate:2-oxoglutarate transaminase activity; pyridoxal phosphate binding
Source: RefSeq, a predicted model, not a curated record